AUGGGAAAAGGAAGGUCCAAGAAAGUACCAAAUGCUAAGAGUACCAGAUCAUCUACUCGUACCAGUUCUAGUCCAUAUGCUAGACCUAGACCCAGAAAUGCCACAAAGAAUAUUCAAGAUGAUAAUGGUGCCGAGGUGACAAGGCCUACUACAAGUACUGUUGUUAAUGGAAAUGAUAAUGUUAGUUAUGUAGAUACAGACACAGCAAAUAAUGUCAAUGAUGAAACACCAAUUUUACCCUUGGGGGCUCCAGGUAAUGUGUUUAAUGCUUCUAAUAUUGAGGGGCCUGUAAACUUUGAUUGUGGGCUUACUCCUUUAAUUGCUGCUGACGAUAGUCAGCAGAAUAGUGGAACUGUCAUUUCCACUGUUAUUAACACACCAGAUCCUGUUGAGAGUACACAUAGUAUUCUUGGAUACAAUGUACCCCUAUCAACAAGGCAAAAGAUAUGUCAGGGUGAAUAUGUGGAUUUAGCUCUUAUGCUAAGGACCACAACUAAGGAGCCUGAAAGACUCCUAUCCAUAAGUCACACUGGGGAGCUCAUUUCUAAAGAGAAGAUAUCAUCUAAGAUAUUAGAUAUAGAAAAGUGGACGGAUGCAUUUAUCAUAUUUAUGAGUAUAUACAUUUCUGCACAUCCUUGUAAAUCUCAAGAUCUUCUCAAAUAUAUGAGAUCUGUGCGCUUAGGGGCCUCUAGAUCCAAGGGUAUGGGAUGGAAAUCAUAUGACGAACAAUUUAGAUUAAGAAAAGCCGCUGACCCUACUAGCUCAUGGGGUAAGGCUCCUAUCAGAGUGUGGUGUGUUGGGUCCUCUAUAGUUAAAUGGGCCGCUACUCAUGCCCACACUCGUCCAGGAGGACUAGACCUGGGUUUACAUAAUAGGCAUAAUAUAUCCAUUUGGUGGCAAGGGUAUGGAGGUCUUAGAUUCCUGGACCUAAACCGUAAGCUAUGUUUCUUAUCCCACAUUGAAGAGAAACCACCAAAUAUUUUCAUACUUCAUUGUGGCGGUAAUGACAUUGAACACAUUAAACUUGAUCAGUUUAGAGACUUUAUUAAAACCACACUAAAAUUCUUAUAUAACAAGUACUAG
Molecule: messenger RNA, 1083 nt
Organism: Lottia gigantea (owl limpet)
Lineage: Eukaryota; Metazoa; Mollusca; Gastropoda; Lottiidae
Exons: 2
Coding region: 1-1083 (360 amino acids)
Source: RefSeq, a predicted model, not a curated record